GAUCACGUGCUGCAUCAAGUUUGGCGCGGAACUCAGCAAUCCUGCAUGUGAAAAUGCCGAAAGGAAAGAAAUCGGGAAGUAAGCCGGCAACUGUACAACCACCAAAGCCGAAACCUGCAGGAAAAUCGGCCUCAAACAAAAAGAAACAUAUCAAGAAAAAGAAGGAGUCUUUUAAAAUUUACAUCUUCCGAGUCAUGCGGCAAGUCCAUCCCGAGCUAAAGAUGUCGAACCGUGCCAUGGGUAUUAUGAAUUCGUUUGUGAUAGACAUAUUUGAGAGAAUUGCCUCCGAAGCGUCCAAACUGGCCAAGUAUAACCGCCGACAGACCAUGAGCAGCCGUGAUAUCCAGACGGCGGUUCGUCUUCUGCUUCCCGGAGAAUUGUCUAAACACGCGGUGUCCGAGGGAACCAAAGCUGUUACCAAGUACACAAGCUCAGCUUAAACUGUUACUACCCACUAAGCUCAGCGUAACAUUAACAAAAACUAUUUUUAAUUUUUUGAUCGAUGAUGUCAUCAAGCUUUUUUUUCACCUUCUGCAUGCGAAAAGUUGCUGCAAAAAUUAUAUGUUGCAUUUUAAUUUCUUUGUUCACAGUUGCUCAAUGUACAGCAAAAACAUUGUAAUUUUGAUGUGUUCAUUUUCAUAUUAGGUAAUAAAUAAA
Saccostrea cuccullata (small rock oyster) is the source of this 657-nucleotide messenger RNA. Its product is annotated as late histone H2B.L4-like. Gene Ontology annotation, molecular function: protein heterodimerization activity; DNA binding; structural constituent of chromatin. NCBI's taxonomy places the organism in Eukaryota, Metazoa, Mollusca, Bivalvia, Ostreida, Ostreidae. Bases 54 to 440 code for a protein of 128 amino acids. The record is from RefSeq and is a predicted model, not a curated record. Gene Ontology annotation, cellular component: nucleosome. The transcript has a single exon.